Molecule: messenger RNA, 1974 nt
Organism: Budorcas taxicolor (takin)
Lineage: Eukaryota; Metazoa; Chordata; Mammalia; Artiodactyla; Bovidae
Gene: SASS6
Product: SAS-6 centriolar assembly protein
Exons: 17
Coding region: 1-1974 (657 amino acids)
Biological process (GO): centriole replication
Cellular component (GO): centriole; centrosome
Source: RefSeq, a predicted model, not a curated record
AUGAGCCAGAUUUUGUUCCAGCAGCUCGUCCCGUUGCAGGUGAAAUGCAGAGACUGCGAGGAGAGGAGAGUGAGUAUUAGACUGAGCAUUGAACUACAAUCAGUUUCUAACCCUGUUCACAGAAAGGAUUUAGUUAUCCGUCUGACUGAUGAUGCGGAUCCAUUUUUUCUGUAUAACCUUGUUAUUUCAGAGGAAGAUUUUCAAAGUUUAAAAUUCCAGCAAGGUCUUCUGGUAGACUUCUUAGCUUUCCCACAAAAAUUCAUAGAUCUCCUUCAGCAGUGUACUCAAGAAUAUGCGAAAGAAAUUCCAAGGUUUUUGCUGCAGUUAGUUUCAACAGAAGCUAUUUUGGAUAACUCACCUGCUCUUUUAAAUGUGGUAGAGACAAAUCCUUUUAAGCAUCUGACACACCUCUCACUAAAACUUUUACCUGGAAAUGAUGUGGAAAUAAAGAAAUUUCUAGCAGACUGUUUGAAAUGUAGUAAGGAAGAAAAAUUAUCAUUAACGCAAUCAUUGGAUGAUGUUACCAGGCAACUGAAUUUCACCCAAAAGACAUUAUCAGAAAAGAUCCAAGAAUUAGAUAAGUUACGGAAUGAAUGGGCAUCGCACACAGCAACAUUGUCAAAUAAGCAUUCUCAGGAACUGACGAAUGAGAAGGAAAAAGCUUUGCAGGCCCAGGUUCAAUACCAACAGCAACAUGAACAACAGAAAAAAGAUUUAGAAAUCCUUCAUCAACGGAACAUCCAGCAGCUACAGAACAGAUUGUCUGAGUUAGAAACAGCUAAUAAAGACCUCACUGAAAGGAAAUAUAAAGGAGACUCCACCAUCAGAGAACUUAAAGCAAAGCUGUCUGGUGUUGAAGAGGAGCUCCAGCGGGCUAAGCAAGAAGUCCUCUCUUUGAGAAGAGAAAAUUCUACUCUUGAUGCUGAAUGCCAUGAAAAAGAAAAGCAUAUUAAUCAGCUACAAACAAAAGUGGCUGUUUUAGAACAGGAAAUCAAGGAUAAGGACCAGCUUGUUUUAAGAACAAAAGAAGCGUUUGAUACAAUCCAGGAACAAAAGGUGGCUCUGGAAGAAAAUGGUGAGAAAAAUCAGGUACAACUAGGAAAACUUGAAGCUACAAUAAAAUCAUUAUCAGCUGAACUUCUUAAGGCAAAUGAAAUCAUCAAAAAACUGCAAGGGGAUCUGAAGACUUUAAUGGGUAAGUUGAAAUUGAAGAAUACAGUAACUAUUCAGCAGGAGAAACUCUUGGCUGAGAAGGAAGAAAAAUUACAAAAGGAACAAAAAGAAUUACAAGAUGUUGGACAGUCUCUCCGAAUUAAAGAACAAGAGGUAUGCAAAUUACAAGAACAAUUAGAAGCUACAGUUCAAAAACUUGAAGAAAGCAAACAACUUCUAAAAAAUAAUGAAAAGUUAAUCACGUGGUUAAAUAAAGAAUUAAAUGAAAAUCAGCUAGUGAGAAAGCACGAUGUAUUGGGACCUUCUACAACUCCACCUGUACAUUCCGGUAGCAACACCAUCAGAAGUGGAAUUUCUCCUACCUCUAAUGUGGUUGAGGGUAGACUGACUUACCCAGCUUGUGGGAUUGGUUAUCCUGUCUCCUCUGCGUUUGCAUUCCAGAAUACCUUUUCUCAUCCUAUAUCUGCCAAAAAUACCAUCCACCCAGUUUCAGGACCAAAGGUUCAGUUUAACUUGCAGUUUACAAAACCAAAUCCAUCACUAGGAGAUGUUCAGUCAGGAACAACUGUUAGUAUGCCCUGCUCAACUGACAAGGAAAAUGGUGAAAAUUUAGGACUGGAAUCCAAAUAUCUGAAGAAAAGGGAAGAUAGCAUUCCUUUGCGUGGACUCAGCCAAAAUCUAUUUAAUAAUCCAGACCAUCAGAAAGAUGGCACUUUAGGAGCAUUACAGACAUCUUCAAAACCCACAGUGCUCCCUUCUACAUCUUCAGCUUAUUUUCCUGGGCAGCUACCGAACAGUUAA